Messenger RNA from Manduca sexta (tobacco hornworm), 1918 nucleotides. RefSeq lists its product as uncharacterized. Bases 169 to 1521 code for a protein of 450 amino acids. The transcript is spliced from 17 exons. Lineage: Eukaryota; Metazoa; Arthropoda; Insecta; Lepidoptera; Sphingidae. The record is from RefSeq and is a predicted model, not a curated record.
ACAGAAAAAGAAAAACAAUCAAACUUUUGAAACGCCGUCAAUUCAGUAUCAAAAAGUACAUAAAUAUGGCAUAAUUAAUAUCUUUCGAAUGCAAAUUUACCGUAAACUUUAUAAUUAUUAUCCAUCAAUACUAUGAAAUAAUUUAGGACAUGCGCAAAACAUAUUAAUAUGGCAUAUUCUUCCGAUAUUCACAAGUCUCAUCAAGCAAUUUUAACCCUGGAUAGCAACAUGAAGCUCACAAGCAGUGCGUCUGAACAGAAUGUUUACUUCACUUAUGUGUGCCUAGUAAACGAUAUUAAACCGAGUGAGAACAUGAAGGAAUAUAAUCACAACAAACCAAACUUGCAUCAUAUUGACCAUGAAUUGGAAGAGGCAGAUGAAGAAGACCCACCGAUACAGGUAGAAAGAUCCAAAGCUCUGCAUGAACUUAUUGAGCGACACAAAAAAUCUGAAAAAGAUCUAAUUGUUGUAAAUGACACCAAGGCUUCUGAUUCCUCUGCGCCUAAUCCUCCCACAACUUCAGGUGAAACCCGUGAUCCCACCUUAAGUGAAACUGCCGAAUCAGGUGCUUACGAAAAUCCCAAUAUUUUACAACUGACUAAAAUGAAAUGGUUGACAGAAGAUCGAGAAAAUGCCCCAGAUUCUAGUUCGCCAUCCCUCUCGCCGACUUGUUCAGACACUAGUUCCAACUUCAGCGGAGAAUCUGAAGAAAAUCUUAACAAACGCAUCAGUCUAGGGGACAAAUAUCUGUCAACUAUAAUACAACUGGACAAAGAACAUAACAUGUUUGGUCUAUCUAACAUAACCAUUGUUGGAUCGAGACAAUUGAAAAGAGUAAAAAAAGAUGACGAAAGACCGGUGUUUCACCAAACCGCCAUCGUACAAAUAUGCUGUAAAAAGGGAUGUUGUAAACACAAGAGUAACACUGAUUUACCGGGAUCACUGAAGUGCGGUGGAUGUCGCGGUUGCUGCGUAGGUCCGUGUUCAUCUUGUUUAGGACCAUGCGGACCUCCUUGUCCGGACCCUCCAUGCCAACCAUUGUGCAUAUCCUGUCCUAAAGGAAAAUGCAGCUGUAAAAUGAUAUGCCCACCUGUCAAAUGCAUGAUUGACUGCGCUACGUGCUUCGGUUUCAAAGUUUCCGUCAAUAAAAAACCGAAAUAUGAACCAUCGCCAGUAGAAUUGACACCACGUUCCAGUUGCGUACUUCAAAGGCCUUUAGCAGCUAGAUCGUGUCACCAUUUGCCGCAAUGCAUUCCGCCCUCCUCCUGCUUUCCAUAUCUAAUGCCGUGCUUCUGGCCUGCACGCCCCAGCGCCCCCUGCAGCACCCCGGCUCGAUGUUUCCACAACCCUCCAUGCCCACCAGCAAGAAUACCACGCUCUUGUAUACCUCCAGAAGAAUCUUGUCCUAGGAUUGGGAAAUGUGAAGACCCGUCUAAGAAAACUAAAUGUUCUAAUCUGUCAUGCUUAGGCAACAAUGCGUCGUUCAAAAAAGAAUUCGAAAGUAGAUUUGGUAAACAUUAAAACUUAUAAUGGCUGUGCCGACGAAUAAAUCUAGCUGCGAAUCCUGCUCGUGCAAAGAGGACGAAGUUAUUUCUCCCGUUCAAAAUUUUAUUGGAAAUAAGGAAAAAGAAGAAAAAUUAUUGAUUAAAGCUGACGAAUGUGAAUGCUCUACGCCAGGCUGCAGAGGCUGCUUUGUGAAACGACCAGGGAAUAUUCAAUUGAAGGAUUCUACGUCGCAAUUGUGAAAUUCGCUUGAUAGCUUUAUCCGCUAUUAUGAGGCCGUUACGACUCCUGAUCGUUGAGAUAGCAAGAAAGAUAAUGCAACACCUACCCCACCUUUCGAUACCCACGAUCGAAUCAAACAAGCCAGAAGUGCCGGACCCUGCACUAUUUUGUUACAAUAAAGUAGAUUAACUUA